AUUUACAAACGGCUCUCCGCACGUUUCAGCACUUUGGACAGCGUUUUUUUAGCAAAGAGUUUUUGCUAAAAAAUGUUUCUCAUCUGACCAAAUCCACAGGUACAGAGUCAUCAUAUACAAUAAAUCCGCGAGGUAGCAUUUAAAAACAUUUAAAAACAGAUGCAUUUGUUUAAAGCAAAGCAUUUAUUUUCUUACCAGGCUACAGGUGAAGCAGCUCUUUGUGCCUCUUUAAGCAAUUUGCACGGGAUGACGUUUUUCUAUUUCCGCUUUCUUGAGUGUACGCGUGUAAGCUUCCGGUUUCGCGAUAUGAAUAGAGGAAGAUAUGAAUCGUGGCGCUGUUUUAAACACAAUGUCUGCAAGAUCUAUCAAAGUAACAAUCACCGAUGUCUAUCGGCUAGUACACCAGCAUGCUCAGCUCCGAUGAGCAAAAGGAAAAAGUUGUUCAAGGUGUAUAUAUCAAGUUACAUCGACAACUAUGAAGUGGGCGUAACCGCAGUCCCUCUCGCCGACGGUGACGUCACGUGCAUACCCUCUAUAUCCAGCAAAGAGCAGAAGAUGGCGCUAAUGCUCUACUUAAGAUUGCGAACCGCCAAUAAGCACGAAGAAGAACUCAGAGAGACACGAGCAUCAAACGCUGUGUUUACAUCAGUUUUAGUUUGUGUUUGUUGAGAGAUGAGAUGGAUGUAAUUUUCUGUAAAUCAGAAGAAACUGAUGAGGGUUUACAGGAUGAUGAAUCUACUGAUCAAACCUCCACAGAGUCUCUGGAUUCUGUCUGUAACGCUGGAGAACAGCAGCAGAUCCUGCAGACCAAACUCAACAUGUGUUCAGUCAAACUGGAGGACUGCUCAAACCUCAUGAUGAAGAUCAAAACUGAACCUACAGAAAUAAAAACUGAACCUACAGAAAUAAAAACUGAACCUACAGAAAUAAAAACUGAACCUACAGAAGAGGAAGAUCACACUGAUGAAGAUGAGGACAAUGAUGAGUUUAUUCCUUCGGAUGAGAAGAGUGAAUCAUCUUCUGAUGGAGAAACGUCCUCAACAUCAAAAGAGCGACGGACAACACAAACUCUUUCCUGCAUCACCUGUGGAAAGACAUUCAGCUCACAGAGACAUUUAGAGAGACAUGAGAGAAAACACACAGAACAGAAACUCUUCACCAGAUCUGAGAUCAGCUUUACUACCUUACAAGAGAAGAAACUUCAUUCAGAAGAGCACACAGACAAGAAGAAGAAGAAGAAGAAGAAGAAGAAGAAGGUGGUUUAUGCGUCAUCUUCUAAUCUGAACAUUCACAUGAGGACACACAGUGGUGAAAAGCCUAACCAUUGCAGCAGCAAACAAAGUCCUGUUCAUCAGAGAGUUCACACUGGAGAGAAACCUCAUCACUGUAAUGUUUGUGGGAAGAGUUUUAAUCGACCUGACAAUUUAGUGUCACACCAGAGAACUCAUACAGGUGAAAGACCUUACAAAUGCUCUCAGUGUGGGAAGAUGUUUGCUCAGUCAUGUUCCUUAAAAAUCCAUGAGAGAAGUCACACUGGAGAGAAACCUUACAAAUGCUCUCAGUGUGAGAAGACGUUUACUCAGUCAAGUCACUUAAAAAUCCAUGAGAGAAUUCACACUGGAGAGAAACCUUACGUCUGCUCUCACUGUGAAAAGAGCUUCUCUACUUUAAUUCAUUUAAGAAUUCAUGAGAGAGUUCACACUGGAGAGAAACCUUACAAAUGCUCUCAGUGUGAGAAGACUUUUACUCAGUCAGGUAACUUAAAAGCCCAUGAGAGACUUCAUACUGGAGAGAAACCUUACGUCUGCUCUCAAUGUGGAAAGAGCUUCACUGAUUCAAGUAGUUUGAGAGGUCACGAGAGAAUUCAUACUGGUGAAAAACCUUAUUUCUGCUCUCAGUGUGAGAAGACGUUUACUCAGUCAGGUUCCUUAAAAAUCCAUGAGAGACUUCACACUGGAGAGAAACCUUACGUCUGUUCUCAAUGUGGAAAGAGCUUCUCUACUUCAUCUUAUUUCAGAGCUCAUCAGAGAGUUCAUACUGCAGAUCCUCAUCACUGUAAUGUUUGUGAUAAGAGUUUCAGUCAACAUAUUAAUUUAGUGAAACACCAGAGAACUCAUACGGAUGAAAAGCCUUAACCAAUGCUCUCGGUCUGAUAAGACGUGUUUUGGGUCGGUUCACUUAAAAGCAGUGUUAACUUUGUCAGUAGAUUUUUGAAAUAGUUUUAGUCAUUGACAGAAGAAGUUAUUUAGUUUUAGUCAUAUUUUAAUCAUCAGGGGCCGUAUUCACAAAGCAUUUUAUCUUACCACUAAGAGUACUCCUAAAUCGCACUAAAAGAUUUUAGCUAGGAGUUUUCUCUUAAAAGUUAUUCCCAAACGUUUUUCAGACCUACUUUUAGUAAGGAAAAAUGAUAACUCCUAAACUAAGAGUGAGUCUUCGUUGCUACGGAUGACGUAAAUUCUCAUGCACGAGCUUCCUCGCAAUGACCACAGUGAUUGGUUGUUAGAUGACAGGCUGUCAUGCGGAACAUAACACAGACGCACCAAAUCAUGGAAUUACAACAUUGAAAUAUGUCUGUGUCCUAAUAGUAAUGCCAUCGAAAUGCAUAUAUAAUGACAUGUUUGUGCAGGCCCCAGUGAAAUGUAAUUCUAAAGAUGGAAAAUUUGUGAAUGAAAUUAAAUUAAAUCAAGGUAGCCUAAUACCCAAAUGAAAACCGCCAAUUGCCUAAUAAUAAAAAGCGACAUUGCAUUAACAAUUGCUUGAUUCAUUUACAUCCCAAACGGAAAAGAAAGCCCAACUGAACGCGGAAGCAGUUACUGCUGCUGGCCCAGUUGGUGCUGGAUAAAGGAAACAUAAUAAAAGGGAAAUUCGGCACUGAGAUGCCAAGCAAAACUAAGCGUGUGACAGUGAUGCGCGGGUCAAUGUAUAAACAACCCGCACCCAACCGACGUUUUACUAACCCGCCCGCAACUCGAACCGCAAAAAAAUAAAUAGUGUACCCGACCCGCUCCCUGGCCCGCAUUUUUUAAAAGUAGUAAUCGUUUAAAUAGUUAACUGGGAUCUUUAUUUCAAACGACCCGACCGACCGUGACCCGAAUAUCAUAAAAAAUAUUUUUGGAUGACUCGUAACUGCGGGUGAUCGCAGGCAUCCGCUCAUUUCGGAUCAACCCGCGCAUCACUGAUGGGAGAAGAUUUGUUGCAGAUCAAUGCAGCAUUCCCGCUUGUGUCGCGGACCCCAAGUUGGCCUAUAAUAUUAAAUAUAUAAUAUCUAUUGUUUCAUGUAAUUCUAAAAACUUCCUGCUUGUCAUGAAUGUAAUGAAUUAUAAAAACAAAUGUUAUAAACAAUAUGCUUACAUUAAAGUGUGCUUUUAAGUGUUAUAGGCAAUGCUUUUGAGUUGGUGAAACUGUCCAUGUAUGUGAAUUAAUUCAAUUCUAUUCAAUUUUAUUUAUAUAGCGCUUUUCACAAGUGUUAAUUGUUGCAAAGCAGCUUUACAUGAGAAGAUGUAGAGGAGAACACAGAAAACCAAUAGAUAAUAUAAGAAGUAGAGAAUGUAAUUAGCACCUAAAAGUAGGGAUGGGUAUUGUUUGGGUUUUUUUCGAUACCGGUGCCAAAUCGAUACUUUUAAAACGGUUCCGGUGCCUAAACGGUGCCUAAAGCGGUACUUUUAAAAAAAGAGUCACAGAAAGAUGGUAGAUGAAAGUACAGCAUAAAACACAAUGAAAAUUCUUCUCUGUUUGUCAUUUGUUUAUUAAUGAUUUGCCUAAAGCACCAUCAUCUUUUAAGACCUGCAUUCUUGAUUUCUUUUUUAUGAAAUUUUUGAUUUGUGAAUUAAAUAAAAUCUUCUCAACACUCCA
Misgurnus anguillicaudatus (oriental weatherfish) is the source of this 3852-nucleotide messenger RNA. The record is from RefSeq and is a predicted model, not a curated record. NCBI's taxonomy places the organism in Eukaryota, Metazoa, Chordata, Actinopteri, Cypriniformes, Cobitidae.